Molecule: messenger RNA, 723 nt
Organism: Symbiodinium necroappetens
Lineage: Eukaryota; Dinophyceae; Suessiales; Symbiodiniaceae
Source: the annotation of a GenBank genome assembly
AUGAAGCAGCUGGCAGAUCUGCCACACUUGCCACUGUUGUGGUUGUGCCUGUUCCUUGGUCAUCAUCCCCUGCAAGUGAUAUUCCGCAAAGCCGGGCACUACUGGCCCUCUACAUUCGUGGCCCUUGCCUUCUUAAAGAAUGUACUCGCGUGCGAUUCAAUAGCCAUCUUCUUCACAUGCCCAAACGACUCUUGGUCAAACGUCGUAUUUGACGCGCUCAAUGUGGAGGCAGUAUUGCGCAAGGUCCUUGUGAUGGUGAUCUCCAACUCUAUCGGCUGGGUGCCGGUACUGCUUCUGUGGUUCGUGGCGCCGGACACAUCGCUAGCGAGCAAGGAUGGAUGCACGAAGUCCCCUUUGAGGUUUUGGGCCCAGUCGGCGCUGUUUUGGGGCGUGUGGCUCCUUUUGCUGACAUGCGGGCUGGCGUUCUUGGUCUUGUUCAUUUCCAACCUGAAUGCCAUAGAGCAGCAGAAGGAUCUUUGGGACUGGUUCGAGACAUUUGUAUGGGCCUUGAUGACAGUUUUUCUGUUCGCGCCCUUCUUCAUGGCCUGCUUACUCACCGCGGCCGCCAAGCUCGCGAUAUGGCUGAUGCCGGAGAAGAGUGAUCAGUACUUUGAUGCAGUUGUUCAUUAUUGGACGCAGACGCAGGAGGAUCGGGAGAAGGUGAAUGUGUCAAUGGUGUGGUCGAAGCUGCGAGGCCAUGACAUCCCAUUUCUUCUUGCCUAG